Messenger RNA from Protopolystoma xenopodis, 1704 nucleotides. The record is from the annotation of a GenBank genome assembly. NCBI's taxonomy places the organism in Eukaryota, Metazoa, Platyhelminthes, Monogenea, Polystomatidea, Polystomatidae.
AUGCCUAAAUCUUGCGUUGAUUGUAAGUGCUCGGCAGAGGCAAUUGAGGUUUUUCAAGAUGAAGAUGAAACCGAUGCUCUCUUGGCUAAUAUUGAUCUCAACUCGGGAACUCUUUCAGAAUCUUGUGAUUCAUCUAUUCCCGACCCUUUGUCCCAGCCGGCAAAUUUAUCUACCUUCGCUCCUGCCUAUCCGAUUUCACUUUCCAACGAUUGUUUCGAUGGUCCGAUUUUGCCGAGAUCUCUAGACAAGCCAAAUUUCGGUCCCCCUCUUCCUCCCCCUUUAUUUAAUUCUCCUGCUGGAAAUUCUUCACCUACCGACAAACUGCCUGAUACUCCUGAUUUCAUCCGACAUUUCCCCUACGCCCGGCCCUACCCUCAGCAGAUAGCUUUGAUGUCGGCUAUAUACAAUACCUUGGAGGCAAAACAGUCGGGUCUUUUUGAGAGCCCUACGGGAACCGGGAAGACGGCAUGUCUUCUCACAGCUUGCCUGACUUGGCUGCUCGAUCACAAUAGACGUCAGGCUAUUCAAUUGGCCCAACUUGAAGCUCAACUACAUGAGUUCUCAUCCAUAAGUAACCCGCUCUCUUCUGCUGCUAUCACUCCCAAAACCACCCGUGAAAAUGCCCCUACUGAUCCCCUUCGUUUUAUGGAGGCUUCUGCCAUUUACAGCCAGAACAAAAAUGUUGCUCACCACACUAAGAACCAGAAAGCCUUAACUAGCACUUCUCAGGACAUAGACAUUGCUACUAAACCCGGAGGCCUCUAUGGCACUUCAGGCGAUAAGAAGUGUAGAAAAGAUAAAAUUAUAAUAGACAAAUUUUAUACCUCGGCCCCCUAUAUUUGUGUUACUGCCCCUAAUCUUGUCAACAACGUCUUCACUACAUCCACGACUAAUUGUAGCACAUUAAAUGAUGGUUAUCACACCAACACCAACUCCACACCUUUUAUCAGCAAAGAUUCAAUUACCGAGGGAAAAAAUGGUGAUAGUUUGUUCGGAUCUCGAGAUGUCCGCGCAUCAACUGACGAUGAUUGGAUUUCAGCUUUUGAAAGCUUACGUCAACGCAAAAUGCAACUUAAGCCUUUAAUCGAGGCAAUGACAUUUAGGAAGACUGCACUCGGCGAGGCUACCGCAGUGAAGGUGGCGGGGACUACCGAACUGGAAUUGGCGGCAGUAAGACGACUGCUGACCGCGGCUGCUUCUGCCGCGACUACCUCUACCAUUACAGAGGCCACUUCUGGCGAUCCUUUAUCAGGCCGAAAUGUACAAUUGACCAAACUACAUGAGCCAGCCCGAAUAGCUGAGUUGGAGGCAGCUUUUAAUCAACUCUUUAGUGUGUACGACGAAACAGCCUUACGCAUCCUUCCGAUAAUUCCCACUCCUCGAGCCGAUGUAGCCAGACUGGACCAGUCUUGCACCGGCGUAGGAAAGGAGGAAGACUUUCUUCUCGCCGGAAGCAAUGAAGGAGAUAUCUUACCUCGAUGUUACGAAGAGGAGUUGGAAAAGGAAAAUGCUGCUGCUGAAAGGAGGCUUUUAUCAUAUGCUUUUGGCCUGGACAAAAAAGGAAUUAUAUCUCGCAGUGUGCGAGAUGAUUCUGCCUUAGGUCGCGAGUCAGACACUCUGCCAUGGGUCUCUUCGCAGAUCAUCUAUUGUUCUCGUCUUUCUGGUCUAUGGCCCAUAAAAUUAGCAACAUGUCAUAUCCACUAA